AUGGAAGUGGUUGGCGCUGUAGUGGAGGUGAUGCUAGCCAAGGUGAUUUUACUUGCCACGGAACAGAUCAACGUUUCAUUGGGUUUCAAGGAGGAGUUAACAAGGCUCCAUGACUCACUUACCAUUAUCCAAGCUGCGUUGCAAGAUGCGGAGAGAAGGCAAGGAAAAGACAGGGCUGUUAAGCUUUGGCUUGAGAAGCUUAGAGAUGUUGCUUAUGAGGCUGAUGACGUACUGGACGAGUUCGCUUAUGAUUUUCUUCGAAGGAAGGUGGAGAUUCAGAACCAAAUGAUGAAAAAGGUCAGCUACGUUUUUUCUUCUUUCAAUUCUAUAGCAUUUCGUCUCCAGAUGGCUAAAAAAAUUAGAAAGAUUAAUAUAUCCCUCAGCAACAUUAACAACCAAGCCAAUCUGUUUGGACUCCAGAGGAGAGUCACUGAUAUGAUUGUUCUACCUAGAGGAAACCAAGUGACCCACUCCUUUCUUGGAGAUUCAUCACAAGUUAUUGGAAGGGAAGAUGAUGUCUCAAAAGUAGUCCACUUGUUGAUCCACUCAACUUGUCUGCAAACCCUCCCUGUUGUAUCUAUAAUUGGCAUGCCAGGUCUUGGAAAAACUACAUUAGCAAAAUUAGUGUGCAAACAUGAGCAAGUACAAAAAUAUUUUAGUAAGAUAAUCUGGGUGUGUGUAUCUGAUGAUUUUAAUGUUGAAAGGAUUUUACUUGAGAUGUUGGAAGCUCUUACCCAAAACUCAUGUGCAAUUAAAAAUAAAGAUACCGUACUCAGAAAAAUGCAUGGAGAACUGGGAGGGGAUAAUUAUCUUCUUAUACUUGAUGAUGUAUGGAAUGAGGAUAUAGAGAAGUGGGAAGACCUAAGAGAUUGCUUGAUGGGAGUAUCAGGACAUGUAGGGAGUAGAAUUGUCGUGACAACCCGUAAGGAGAAUGUAGCAUUGGCGAUGGGAACACUUCCUGAAUAUAUGCAUCAUCCAGACAAACUUGUAGAUGAUGAGUGUUGGUCAAUAAUGAAAGGAAGAGCAUUUGGACACUCUUCCAUACCUCCAGAAUUGGAGGUUAUUGGAAAGGAUAUUGCUAAAAAGUGUGGAGGUCUGCCAUUGGUUGCAAGGGUUAUAGGUGCAACAUUGAGCAAUAAAAGGGACAAAGAUGAGUGGCUGUGA
This is a messenger RNA of Theobroma cacao (cacao), 1164 nucleotides long. The record is from RefSeq and is a predicted model, not a curated record. Lineage: Eukaryota; Viridiplantae; Streptophyta; Magnoliopsida; Malvales; Malvaceae.